Passer montanus (Eurasian tree sparrow) is the source of this 2008-nucleotide messenger RNA. It is a transcript of the gene NARS2, whose product is annotated as asparaginyl-tRNA synthetase 2, mitochondrial. The transcript has 14 exons. Lineage: Eukaryota; Metazoa; Chordata; Aves; Passeriformes; Passeridae. Gene Ontology annotation, cellular component: mitochondrion. Gene Ontology annotation, biological process: asparaginyl-tRNA aminoacylation. Bases 220 to 1422 code for a protein of 400 amino acids. The record is from RefSeq and is a predicted model, not a curated record. Gene Ontology annotation, molecular function: asparagine-tRNA ligase activity; ATP binding.
CGCGAGGCGCUGGGGGCGCGGCGGCCGGCGGACGCGGUCAGAGUGCAGGGCUGGGUUCGCUCUGUCCGAUCCCAGAAGGAAGUUUUGUUCCUGCACAUAAAUGAUGGGAGUUCUCUGGAAAGCCUCCAGGUGGUUGCUGAUCCCAGCCUGGAAAAGAAAGACCUGACUUUUGGAAGCUCAGUGGAAGUGCAAGGGAAGCUUGUCAAAAGUCCUCAUAGGAUGCAAAACAUGGAGCUGCAAGCUGAAGCCAUUAAUGUGGUGGGACCUUGUGAUAUUUGGUCGUUUCCCCUGAAAAUGAAGGAGAGGCACCCACUGGAGUACGUCCGGCAGUUCCCUCACCUGCGCUGCAGGAACAACACGCUGGGCGCCCUCCUGCGAAUCCGCAGCGAAGCCACUGCAGGCAUCCACUCCUUCUUCCAGGAUAACGGAUAUGUGCAUAUUCAUACCCCUAUCAUUACAUCCAAUGACUGUGAAGGUGCUGGGGAGCUCUUUCAAAUUGAGACAUCAAGAGAGGCAAAGGAGUCUGUGGAAAAGACCCAUUUCUUCAAUGUGCCUGCCUUCCUGACAGUUUCUGGCCAGCUCCAUUUGGAAGUAAUGGCAGGGGCUUUUACUCACGUGUUCACCUUUGGCCCGACGUUCCGAGCGGAAAACUCGCAGAGUCGCCGGCACCUGGCGGAGUUCUACAUGGUGGAGGCUGAGCUGUCCUUCACUGAAAGCCUUCAGGACAUCAUGCAGGUUAUGGAAGAUCUUUUCAAGACAGUGACAAGCACUGUGCUCUCCAAAUGUCCUCGUGAUGUUGAGCUUUUUCAUAAAUACAUAGCUCCUGCACAGAAGGGCAGGUUGGAACAAAUACUGAAGCACAAAUUUAUGAUCAUUUCCUACAGUGAAGCAGUGGAAAUUUUGAAGCAAGCUUCUCAGACUUUCACUUUCAAGCCAGAGGGAUUUUGCUGGGUCUCUUGCCAUGGGCAAGAGGUACCAAAACAGAUUCCCAGGCCCCUUUUGCUGUCCUUACAGUGGGGCUGUGACCUCCAAACAGAACAUGAGAAGUACCUGGUGAAGCACUGUGGGGAGGUUCCUGUGUUUGUGGUUAACUACCCGUACGAGCUCAAACCUUUCUACAUGCGGGACAAUGAAGACGGACCUCAACACACAGUUGCAGCUGUUGAUCUCCUUGUACCAGGAGUAGGGGAGUUGUGUGGAGGCAGCUUGAGAGAGGAGCGACUGCCCUUCCUCGAAUCACGCUUACAGAGAUUAGGACUCACAGAUGCCUAUCAAUGGUAUCUAGACCUCCGAAAAUUUGGAUCAGUUCCUCAUGGAGGCUUCGGAAUGGGGUUUGAACGCUACCUGCAGUACAUCUUGGGAGUUGACAAUAUCAAAGAUGUUAUUCCUUUCCCCAGGUUUUCUCACUCCUGUCUCCUGUAGCUCAGCAGUUGACUCAUGUGGAGAAAACCACUGGUGUAACUGUGUGUAUGUAACAUACCACGAUAUGACCGAGUGUGUUUCAGUGCGAAAUCAAGGUAAUUUUUAUAUCAAUGAAACUCUUGGUCAAUUUAAUACUGGGUUAUUGAAAAUAAUAUAUGUUCUGGUGAGAUUAUGGAAGGAUACUGGCAGUUAAUUUGAUAGCAGCUCAUGUCUUCAGUGCACUUUUGGAGAAUUAAUAAAUCCCACUUAACUAAAGGGUUAUGAUUCUCAUGAGACUAGUACAUGCCAUGGAAGUACUGAACAAGCACUGAAGGUAGCAGGGGGUUUUAUGUGAAAUAUUAAGAAGGAAGUGUGACCUAAAAUAUUGUCAUGGCUGUGAUACACUUGCUACUGCUACAGUCAGAAAAUGGCUACUGUAAAGCAUGAUUCUGUCCACUCCGAGUUAAAAGCAAAUAUUGUUUACCUUGGAAAAAUCAGCCAAACGUAGCAAGGAACAAUGUGAUACUGGAAUUGCUGGAGUGAGUUUGUUGAAUGAUGUUUGAUUUUGUGAAUCAUCAAUAAAGAUGUACACUGGGUUGUUUUAUAA